Molecule: messenger RNA, 7879 nt
Organism: Heteronotia binoei (common prickly gecko)
Lineage: Eukaryota; Metazoa; Chordata; Lepidosauria; Squamata; Gekkonidae
Gene: PDE4DIP
Product: phosphodiesterase 4D interacting protein
Exons: 38
Coding region: 30-7271 (2413 amino acids)
Cellular component (GO): nucleus
Molecular function (GO): zinc ion binding
Source: RefSeq, a predicted model, not a curated record
ACGCGGGCCUGCGGGCUGUGGCGGGAGCGAUGCGGGAGAGCUGCCGCAUCUGCGGGCGGGAGCUGUGCGGAGCCCAGCGGCGCUGGCUUUUCCACCCGGCGGCGAAGGUGAGCCUGCAGGUGCUGCUGUCGCAUGUCCUGGGCCAGGAGGUGUCCCGCGACGGGCGGCCCGAGUUCGCCUGCAGCAAGUGCGCCUUCAUGCUGGAGCGCGUCUACCGCUACGACACGGUGGUGGCCCGCAUCGAGGCGCUCUCGCUGGAGCGGCUGCACAAGCUGCUGCUGGAGAAGGAGCGCCUCAAGGCCUGCCUGGCCGGCCUCUACCGCAAGCACAACGCCGAAGGAGGCGAGGGAGAAGCCGCAGCCCGAGGCAGCCUCCCCGACGCUAACUACGCCGCCUUGCUGCAGGAAGACUUCGCCUACUCGGGUUUUGAAUACUGGACCGGCCCGGAGGAGCGAGGCGGCGGCGGCGACUCCCAUGUUUGCCACCCGGGGGAAGGCGGCGGCCGCCCCAGGCGCUGCCGGGGCUGCGCGGCCCUGCGCGUCGCCGAUGCCGACUACGAGGCUAUUUGCAAAAUCCCGCGCAAAGUGGCGCGCAGCGUUUCCUGCUGCCCGUCUUCAGCUCGGUGGUCGCCCAGUCUCUGCCCCGAAGACUCUCCUCCCGCCACCAAAACGCCUUUGGAUGGGGAAAGCCUCGGCGAGGAAGGGACUCCCGGCUCCUCGGUGGAGUCUUUGGACCCGGCGCUGCUGCUGGCGGUGGCUGCUAGCCCUUCGCCGCAAAGGGACGAGGAAGGGGACCAUGAGGCCAGGCGCGGCGGCAAGUGCGAGGCUUGCUGCGGCUCUCACGGCGGGUCGCCGCCGGGAAACCGCUUGGACGUCGCCCUCGGCCUGGUCAGGGCUUUUGACUGCAAACCGGUGCGCAGCCCCAAGGGGAGCAAGCUGCCGGUGCCUGUCAAAUCGAGCGCCCUUUGCUCCGAGCCCCUGGACAGAGAUGCUUUGGCUGCCUUGCUGAAGACGCCCUGCAAGCCCCACUCCGGAUCCGCUUUCGCCUUUCCCUCGGAGAUGUCGGAUCUUCAGGAGUUGUGGGAAAGCCUUUGCGAGGAUUAUAUGCCACUUCAAGUGAAGAAUUCAUGGGAAGAUCAGCAACAACUCACCUGCUGCGACUCUUCAGUGGGCAAGCAAGCAUCUGAAUUAAAUAAUGCUGAAUUGCUGGAAAAAAUCCACCACCUUGAUGCUAACAAUAAGUUGCUGCAAGAGAAGCUGAAUGAGAUGGAUUUUGAACUGAAGUCUGUCCAGCAAACAUCCCAGAGACAAGAUCACAAAAUCCAAAAUUUGAAUGAGACUCUGAAAAGCAAAGAAACUGAGUCUGAAGAACUGUACUGUGUCAUUGAAGGGCAGAAUGAGACAAUAACCAAACUACAAGAUAUACUACAUAGAAGCCAGCUUGGACAAUUGCAGGUCUCCGAGAGCGCUUCCUCGUCACAGCAGAAGCAGCAACUGGCUCUGCUUGAGCUGCAGAACACUCUUUUCCUCACCCAGCUGGAAGCCCAGCAGGUGCAGAGGGCUAAGCAGCAGAAGGAUCGCCAGUUGGCCGAGGAGAAGAGAGCCACCCAGCUUCUAGAGACGUGGUUGCAAGAGGAGCAGCAGCAGAAAGAAGCGGCGUGGAAACACAACUGGGAGUUGCGGGCUACUCUUCAGCAGCUGCAGACGAAGCUACAGAACAAGAACUGGCAGUGCUGGACUCUGGAGAGGGAGAAAUGCUCGGCGAUCAAAGGGCAAGAGCAGAAAAUCAAGCAGUUGAACUACUGCCUGGCUUACAAAGAACAGCUUGUGCAGGAGUGUAAAGAACUUCUGCAGUAUCAUCAGAAUUUGGACAAGAGUCCUGCAUCUGCAGCUGCGGAUAUGGUACAGAAAUUGCAGCAACGAGUCAAAGAUAGAGAUGCUGCUCUGGAGCAAGCGGUAGACGAAAAGUUCCAUGUGCUUGAAGAGAAAGAGCAAGAGCUGCAGCAGCUUCGUUGGUCUCUGAGAGAGCGGGAGCACGACCUGGAAGGGCUGCACAGGAUCCUGUCUAAUAACGAGACCACCAUUCAGGGCCUGGAGAGUAUGCUGAAAGCCAAGGGUCUGGAACUGGAGCAGCUGUCAGCAACCUGCCAGAACUUCCAGUGGCUGAAAGAGCAAGUAGAAGCAAAAUCUCAAAGCUGGCAGGCAGAGCAAGCGGGGAUCAUCCAGCAGCUGCGGACCACUCUGCAUGAAAGGAACAAGGAAGUGGAAGCCAUCUCAGCAGCUCUGCAGUGCAAGCUGGGGCCCGGGCAGAGGGAUAUUGUGGAGGAACUCUGUUUCCGCCUUCAGCAGAAGGAGCAGAUCAUCCAAGAGCUCUUAAAUGACAAGAACCGGCGUGUCGAAGAGCAGAAGGCCGAGAUCCAGAGCUUGCUUCAAGCCGUGAGCGCCAGACAGCAGCAAAGUCGUUCAUUUUCUGAGAAGAUGGCACAGGCUUUAAUAGAAAGAAGUUGUGAGCUCCAAGUCUUGCACCAGCAGCUGACGGGCCAGAUCCCCGGAUGCAAAGCUGAGGUUUCAGUUGCCCAACUCUCCCAGGAAGGACAGUCAAGUAAAGCAUUGAAGCGAGGAAAGACUGAUGAGAACAUAACUACCACAGUCCCUAAGGGAGAAGACGGUACAUCCAAAAAGGAGAAAGGAGUGUCGGAGUCGACUGCCGGACUGGAGAAGGAGCUCUCUAGUGUGAAGGACGAGCUCGAGCUGUUGGCACGAAAGGAAAGAGAGAGCCGACUGGAGUUGUCUGCUCUUCAGUCUGUGGUGGUUUCCCAAGAGGAGGAGCUGCAGGUUCAAGCUUCUGAUGUCGAAUCUCUUACUAGGAGCAUUCAGAUCAAAGAAGAACUUAUCAAGGACUUACAGAUGCAGCUGGUUGAUCCUGAAGAAAUGCCAGCUGUGGAGAGACUUACCCAGGAAGUUCUGAUGCUUCGGGAAAAAGUAGCCCAAGGGGAAUCGCAGAGGCAAGAAGUCUCAGGAAACGGGAAGCAGCAGCUAUUGCUGCUCUUGGAGGAGCUGGCAGCAGAGAAGAACCAGCUGAAUGAAGCCCUACAAACCGAAAAGCAGCUCUAUAGCACUUUGGUGAAAUUCCACGCUCAUCCUGACAGCCCAGGGCAAGAACAGAUGCUGCAGGAGGAACUGGAAGGAGCCCGGGCGCUCCACAAAAGGCUGGAAGAGGCUCUUGGGAGAACCUUGGAGCGCCUGCUAAGGCUGGACUCGCUGGACACAAACGGAGUUCUGGCUGUGACUGAGGACACUGAAGAUGCCAGCACUGAGUUCACGGACAGCAUCGAGGAGGAGGAGGCUGCGCACAGAGCAGCUCAGCAGCAGCAGCAGCAGAAUGUGAAAGAAGAUGCUGCUGACAUCCUGAUGGGCCAUCCCAGCUGUCCUUCGCCAGUCUCUUCAGCCCUGGAGAGGGGCCUGCACGAGGAGCUGCUCCGUUCGAGAUCUGAGACUCAGCAAGUUUUGGAGCAGAAGAAGAAGCUGGAAGAAGAGCUGCAGGAUCUCAAGAGGCAGAUUGAGGACUCCGGGUUCUCCUCUGUGUCUCACUUCAGGAAGGCCCUGCUGAGCCUGUGUUUAGAGAACGCAGAGCUCAAGGAACAGAUUGGUGAAGCAAUGUUGUCUGAGGGAUGGGAGAAUGACGAUGAAAAAGAGGAGGAAAAGGACCCAAGGCCGGAGGUCAGGAAGCUGCAAGAAAAGCUGAGCACCGCAGAGACAGUGAUUGGUGUGCCCAAGGAGCCUCUGAUGUUGGACAGCCAAGGAGGCGAAGUUGUCUUCAAGCCCCAUGUCGCUGCUAGCAUGGAGACCAAACAGCAGCCAAUGGCAAAGGGGCUUCUUCCACAGAAGGGUGACCCACAUCGCCUGCAACCCCAAUGUGUGGACUCCGAUGCAGUCCACACCUCCACAGACACCCAGGUCCACACUCUAACGAGAGGUUUUUGGCAGCAUUUUAUGGAACCGGCUCAGCAGCUCCGCUCAGAGCUGACUCAGUGCAGGAGACAGUGUCGAGACCUGCAAGACAAACUCUUGAUCUCAGAGACUGCUGUUCAGGCCCGGAUGGCACAGCUGGAACACUACCAAGCCCUGCUCAGUGAUCCCGGGGUACAGCAGGAUAACAAGCAGGUUCAAGUGGAUCUCCAGGACCUGGGCUAUGAGACCUGUGGGAAAAGUGAAAACGAAGCUGACAGGGAAGAGGCCACAAGUCCUGAAUGCGAAGAGGACGAUGUCUUCAAUGAGAAUUCGGAGUCUUGGAAGAAGUUCCUGGGCUCCCCUCCGAACAAGCUAGCGAAGCAAGAAGCAUUCGUAGGAUGCAGCCAAUACGACGGCGGUUCUGCCCUCUCCCAGCUGCACACCCAGGGCCUCAAGGGCCAGCUGCAGAGCUCCAGCCGAGCCAUCCAGAAUCCACUGAGUCACGGGCGCUCCGUGUCCACCAGCAGUGACUAUGCUUCUGGGGCUGAGCACCCUCUAAAACUGAAGCAGGACUACACCCUUGGGAGCUCCCCGUCACACAGCAUGACGGAUGAAGAUGAAGGGUGGCAUUCGGACAGCUUAGGAUCCCUGUGCCCCAAAACUCUUCAGUCCAGCAAAGACCUGGCCAGGCUUAUCCAGAGAGUGUCCCUACUUGAGGCCCACCUAGAUGACACCAAGCCAGAGGAGCUAAAGCACACUGCAUCUAUGGGGAAAUAUGAUUCACUGGUUCAAGCACAGGCUCGGGAGCUCUCCCAUCUGCGCCAGGCAAUCCGAGAGGGGCAAGGGGUGAGCUGUAUGCUGAGCCAGCACUUCAGGGAUGCCACCAAGUCCUUCGAGGAACUCCUGAGAGACACCAACAUUGAUUACUUCCUGGGUCAGAGCUUCCGUGAGCAGCUGGCACAAGGGAACCAGUUGGCAGGACGACUGGCCCGGAAACUGAGCAGUAGGAGUGGUCUAAACAUGGAAGACAAAUCUGGUCAUGAGCUGCUUGCUCUGAGGUUGAGCAAGAAGCUCCAAGCGAAGGACCAGAUCAUCAAGACCCUCCAGGCCAAGCUUCAAGGACACUCGGUGACCCCUUCUCCUAGCCACACCAUAUCGGAGGCACCCAGUUCUGGAAGCAGUACUUCCUUCCUCUCUGAUGGCCUGGACGGUUGCUCUGACAUGGAAGAUGUUGGUGACCAGGAGACCCCCAGAGAAGGCCAACCCUGCAGACACCUAGAUGCAGGUCUUGCGAACCAUUCUGAGAACGCUUCUGCUCCACCAUCCCAUCCAGCUCCUGCUGCUCCACCAGAAUCAGUUCAAAAGAACUUCUCUCUGCCCACUUCCCUGCAUCCCUCACAGAUUCCAGGCCAGGCUUCUGCAGGCUUCCACCCCGACUCCUUAUCCAAGCCAUCAAGCUACCCUUUGGCUCCCUGUGCCUCAGGGUCCAGCUCCUUCCUGCCUUUUGGGUGUCCGGCAGCCACUGCUCCGUUCCUUGGCUGCUGUGGAACGCCGGGCUUCUCAUUGGCCAACGCGCAGCAGGAGCUGCAGAUGUUGCAGAAGCAGCUGGGAGAAAGUGUACCGCCCUCUGUACUGUCACCGGCAAAACCAGAGUUGCCAGCUGGUCUCUUUGCUAUGGGUAGCCCUGCCUAUAGCUCCAAGCACUGCCCCCGAGUGGACCACUGCGUUCCUCGGUCGCUUCAUGUGCAGCAGAACACUGUCAACUGGAACAAGCAUGCUGGGGAAGUCCUGGGGGAGAGCAGCGACACCAGGAAUACGACUCACCUCAGAGAGCCUCAGAAAGGACCGGUCUGUGGAAGUUUACCAUCCUGCUCCUCAACAUGUCUGACAGGCCCAUGGCUUUCAGGUGCCAGUUUGCUACAAGAACAUCUGGCUGAGAUCCAGAUCCUGGGCCAGCGCUUGGCAGAGUCCAUUUCCACCAACAAUCGCCUGCGGGAGCAGCUGGAGGCAAGUCUGGUCUCCGUGGCAAGGAGCAAUGAGUGGGGGCCCCUGCAAGAAGCUCUGCUGGCAUCGCACUCCAAGCUGCAGGACGGAGAGGUGGAGCUGGAAAAGCAGCAGGCCGAGCAGCAGCGCCUGAGGGAAGAAGUGCGGGGCAAGCAGCAAGACCUCGUGCAGCUCCGGGAGGAGUGCUUGGCUCUGCAGAAGGACAAUUCAAGGCUUCAACACCAAGCCAUGUUGCUGCAUCAACAGUGCGAAGAGAACCAAGUGCUCUUCCAAGCCUUACAGGCUGAAUUGUGUGUCCGUGAAGUGCCUGGUGGAUCCCUGCAGAGGGCAGAUACAGCUUGCCCAAGGGAUGGCCGAUCCAAGGGCCCCGCUCCGAGCGCUGGUGGCGAUCUCCUGCAGGAGGCCAGGGCUUUGCGGAAUCAGCUGGCACAAGCUGUCCAGGUGAAUUGCAUCCUGCAGCAGCAGCUGGAGAAGCAAUACAGUCCAGGGGCCAGUCCUGCUCUCCAAGGCCUUGGUAUGUCCUUUUCUGCCUCCAGAUGGCAGCACUCACAAGGUAGGCGAGACUGCAGAGGUUGUCCCACAGGUCAGGCCAGGCCUUUCCCUUCAUACCUGGCUCUGUGUCCUUUUGUCCCUUUCCCCACUCUCCAGUAUUUUCUUGCCUUUUCAGAUUCAACCCUUUCACCACCGGUCCGGGAUGUCGGCAUGAACUCCUCUCCUUCUCUCUUCCCGCUCAUCCCUGUCUCUGUUCCGGUCCUCCAAGCCAAUCAUGAGGCACAAGGGACAUACCGCGGGAAUGACUCAGUGCUGAAAAAUGAUAUGCACAAGCUGGAGACCCAUGUCAUAAGCCAUGCUGAGGACUACAGAACCCUCAAGCAACAAAUCCUGGAGGGCAAGAUUCUGGUUGGCAAGAUUGCGUCACUCCUGAAGUCUGGCCACGAACCUCAGGACAUCAGGGUCUUCCAUCCAGGGGGCUUCAGGCAGCUUCUUGCCAGCACGAAUUCCUUGCACCAAAUCUUGGAGAAAGCGGCCUCCCUCCUGUCGUUGUUCUGGAUAGCGGUGCUCCCUGUGCCUCACAUCUCUGCUCAAGCACAGCAGGCGAAGCAAUCUAUGAAAGAAGAGAUCCAGGUACUCCGCGCUAAGCUGGCAAAUCAAGAGAGCCGCCUGCAGCAAGCCAGCCACUAUAAGGACAGCAUGGAGAACUUCCUCCUUGCCCACUUGACCAGGACACACGCUGUACUGAAGAAAGCCAGGACUAACUUGGAGGGCAUCUCAGAGCCAGUGACGUUCUCUCCAUUGUGUGAUCAUGUCCUUGCAUGAGCGAGGAAUGGGAUUGGAACCAUUCAAGUGCCCAGAGACAGGAGGAGGAAGAAAGCCAGCUACUGAGUUCCUCUGGUCGCCCCUCCACGUGCAGGGAUCAGAAAUGGCUUGCUGUGGCUUAGACAUCUGGUUCUUCAUCACCCAGCAAGCUCUGUUUCUAUCAAUCCAGGAACCAAACCAUCUUUUGCCUAUCGACGCUUGCUGCCUUAGUGAGGGCCAACUCUGGUACCGCAACUUGUGCACACAAGAAACCCUGAACACAGCCAAGUUGCAUCCUCCACAACUUCCAGAAGAGCAGCGAAGUGACUCAGCUGCUGAACCAGGCUGGUGCUCCCCGCCCCCUCCCCCUUCAUCCCCAUCAGUGCAAUAUGAGAAAUAGACAAUCAACUAUAGCGUAUUGACAGUAGGACAAAUUUACCUAAACCUAGAGAAAAAAGCCCUUAGCAUGGAUUCUUUGGAAGUGUGACUCUGGUAGGGGGAAGAGAGAAAGCAACGUAUUCUUUGCUUACUUUUGACCCUAGCGUCAUUGGACUUUUCAGCUACUUGUUUUUGACUUCUGGAGUUUAAUUUAUUUAUUACAAUAGUUAUAUGCACCAAAAAAAAAAAAA